Molecule: messenger RNA, 1137 nt
Organism: Quercus lobata
Lineage: Eukaryota; Viridiplantae; Streptophyta; Magnoliopsida; Fagales; Fagaceae
Product: putative F-box protein At5g55150
Exons: 2
Coding region: 1-1137 (378 amino acids)
Molecular function (GO): protein binding
Source: RefSeq, a predicted model, not a curated record
AUGGCUGAAAGCAGUAAAAGAAGAAGAAUUUCUACGACCAAAGGGAAACCAAAGUACUCAUCAUCUUCAUGGUUAGACCUCCCUACCGAAUUCUUGGAACUUAUCCUCAAAAAGCUUUCCUUCGUUGACGUUAUUCCCUUCAAAGCUGUUUGUUCUUCUUGGAGAUCCGCAGCUGCACAAUUACAAUCACAAUAUCAUUCCAUUCAAAUUACUCCAUGGCUCAUGCUUCCCAAUGACCAAGAAGAUGACUAUACAUCUCGCUGCUUCCUUAAUCUCGCAGAAAACAAGGUUUACAAGUUCGAGAAUGCAUUUGAGUUUGAGAGACUUGGUAAUGACCCUUGGUGUGUGGGCUCUUCCCACGGUUGGUUGAAGAAACUCAUCACCAAAGCUGUCUUGUUGGCAGACCCAUCACGUUGCAAAAACUUUGUGGUGGUAGUGAUCUAUGGUUUUCUGUCAAGGCUUGCAUUUGUUAAGCAUGGAGACACAACAUGGACCAACCUCAGCGAUGCAGCUGAUCAAGUCUACCGUGACAUUAUAUGCUACAAUAAUCAGCUUUACGCAUUGGAUGACAAUCUUUCAGUGAAAGUAUGGGGUUUUCAAGGUCCCUCUCCCAAUGAAAUCAUGACCAUUCCACCUUUGACACUACUAAAAGAUGUUGAUAGUACUCGAAAGUCUUCUAGAGACAUUUGUGUUUCAACGCAGAUCUAUCUGGUGAAGACCUCAAGUGAGCUCUUGUUCAUCGAACGGUUCAUUCGAAAAUCUUUUAAGGAACUUAGUACCGAAGACGGCACACAGACUGUGGUUUGUUCAUUUAGUACAAAGAUGUUUUGUGUCUUCGAGUUAAAUUUGAGAGAGCAAAGAUGGGAAAAGGUGAAAUCUUUGAACGAUCAGGUUCUGUUCUUGGGUGGAAAUCAGUCCAUAUCAUUCUCCGGUCUUGAUGUUUUCAAUCGGUGCAAACCAAAUUCCAUUUAUUUCACGGAUGAUAAAUGGAAUGAUGAGUAUGAUACGGAGUUCUCGUAUGGUGGCCACGAUGUUGGAUUGUUCAAUUUAGAUGAUCAAAUUAUUACGCAUUUUUAUGAUUCUGAUUUGGAGAAGAUCGAUCCACCACCCUUUUGGAUUACUCCAAAUCCAUGGUGA